Puccinia triticina is the source of this 537-nucleotide messenger RNA. RefSeq lists its product as uncharacterized. NCBI's taxonomy places the organism in Eukaryota, Fungi, Basidiomycota, Pucciniomycetes, Pucciniales, Pucciniaceae. The record is from RefSeq and is a predicted model, not a curated record. Bases 1 to 537 code for a protein of 178 amino acids. The transcript is spliced from 5 exons.
AUGAAGGCAGAACUCCCCUCUUUGGACACGAUCUUGGAUUCCGCGACCUGCGCGCAAAAGGGAUUAUGCCCGGUUGGUAACGGUCGCACUAGAAAGCCCCGACAGCUUUACUACGAAGUUCAUGGGGACUUGAGAGCUACUCAAAAGAUGAUCUUAAUCAUGGGUCUCAACUUUACCUGUUCUGCCUGGUCAGAACAAGUGCGCCAUUUUGGAAGAAAACCUGAUCACGCUGUUUUGGUUUAUGACAAUCGAGGGGUAGGAAAUAGCGACUGUGGAGCAAUCGAGCCUUACAAAACCUCUGAAAUGGCCAAGGAUGCUUUAGACCUCUUGAAUUUUCUACAUUGGGAUCAAGAUCGUUCAAUCCACGUUUUCGGCGUCUCCUUGGGUGGAAUGAUUUCGCAGGAACUGGUAAGUGUCCUUGCAUGUCGUAUGUGGAGCUGGAACUUAUUUCCUCGAUUCACCCUUCAAGUCUCUCCUGAUCCCCUCACGCAUCAAAUCGCUGACAUUGAUAAGUACACGGUCCGGAAAUGCAUUUGA